Suhomyces tanzawaensis NRRL Y-17324 is the source of this 1506-nucleotide messenger RNA. It is a transcript of the gene FGR43, whose product is annotated as Fgr43p. Gene Ontology annotation, molecular function: protein binding. The transcript has a single exon. The record is from RefSeq and is a predicted model, not a curated record. Lineage: Eukaryota; Fungi; Ascomycota; Pichiomycetes; Serinales; Debaryomycetaceae. The annotation marks the transcript as partial.
CUUCCCACCAGUGUGUUAGUAGAAAUCUGCGCCAACUUGGACACCCCCGCCUUGCUCAGCCUCUGCUUGAGCUGCAAACUCUUGUACCUCCCUGCUGCCAUCGAGUUGUACCGAAAGAUCGUUGUUUGUGACGAUGCCGGCCAUGUCCAAACCGUUAAAGCAUGCACCAGCCAUGCUGCCAGAAACUUGGGCACAUUGAUAUGCUCCUCUAAGCUCCAAGCCCUUGUUUCGGUGGCCCUAGCAAACGACAAGAUUGCCAGCAUCCUCAGAAACAUCUGCUUGUUGGGAAAUUCCGCUGCUGUGCACCAGAACCUGUUGGGCCAAUUGCUCCUAAAACUGGAGAUCCAUACCUUGGUCGUCCCCAAACUGACCAUUGACCUUGGUUUUGUCCCAGUAUCAGUCAGAACGUUGCACAUUGCCGUGGAAAACGUUCCUUCGAUCCACCUAUACCUCCCCAAUCUCCAGCAGCUCAGAGUGAGCUACUCGAAUCAGCCCCAGGCUGGCACCCAUUUUACCCACUUGGCAGUAGCCCUUGGUGCCACUGGAAGCUUGUCCAACCUUAAGACUCUCCAGUUCUCGGAAACUAUGGAGGAAGACGAUAACUUGGGUUUACUCAACUCGCUCAACAACUUGAACAUCGCACAAGCUAAGCCAGAACCACCCUGGCUCCAGUUUUUCUUGACUUUGACGGGUGAAUUGCAACUAGAAUUGACUUCUUUGAGCCUUGAUGGCUACAUUGGAAAUAAUGGUUGCAAACUCGUGCAAAUAUUGGCAACAUUGUUGCAGCCCGAGCGAUUGGAAAAGUUGGAACUACACCUAAAAGAACUGACACAUCCAAACAGUCCCCACGAUCCCAACAGCGAGCCCACCACCUUCAUGUCCCAGUUCACUCGGCUCACACCCAACUUGAGGUCCUUGGGGAGCAAUCCCACCUAUGACUGUCUCUUCUGCCAGUUCGAAGCAUUGAUCCAGAGUCUCACAAACUUGCAAGGCAAGCUCUGGGAUCUACACCUUUCAAUGGAGUCGCUAAGCAUCGAAUAUAUUUCCAAGAUUGACUUUUGCAUAAUCACGCAACAGCCUAAUAUCAAAAACCUACGAGUGGUAGAUAAGUCCCGUCAAGUGAAUGAUCAGAACACCUUGCUCAAAUGCAUGAGCGGAAACAAGGAGCGCUUUAGCUACUACGAGUACGGACUUUUCUACGGAAGCUGGGUGAGAGAUACGUUUUUCAGUGACGUUUUUCUUUACGACUUGAGCAGUCUUUCGAGCAGUGUCAACAGAGUUACCAACGACUACAUGGUCCAGUUUAUCGAGUCAGCCUACCACAAUGGCUUGAACGAAUUCAUGAAGUACUACCUCAACAUUGGCUACAGCCCUUUCAUCGUCAGCGGUUUUGACUUGGUGAAAAAGUUGGCUCGAUUGGAAUAUUUGGAGACCGUGGGGGUGGGACUAGUCUUAGGGCAUGGAGGACGCUGGCGUGACGUGUAUUAUGACUGCAAUGGGGAGCAC